AACGCUUUUGGUAGCUGAAAAGCGCGAAGUUGCUCACAAAAGUGAUUUUACGAGUGUUUCUAGUGAUUUUAGCUUUUAUUCGCGAAUUAUUUCGAUAAAUCCAAGCUCCAGAGUUCCAUCAAGAGUAAAUUCUCGAUACAAGAUGUCCGCCGAUAUUACACUGGCUGAAACCGAAACUCGUACAGAAAUGGAAGAAAAACUGGAAAAGCUGAUCGAUAACGGUAUCGCUGAAAUGAAAAAGAAACUCAGUUGUUAUUCGAAGCAAGUCGAUCAUAAUGAACGUAUAAUCAAAGAGUUCGGUCUAUGGGAUUAUUAUAACUCGAUUCCAGAUGAUGUAUGCGGCGUGAACGAUAUCAGCGAUGUGAACGUCGUAUUGAAUGCUCAAAACCAGAAACUGCAAAAGCUCAGCAACGAGUUGACCGUCGCGCAGUUGGAUACGUAUUUGAAUUCUCUUCGCACGAUGGCCAAAUCCUUAGAAGAAUAUUACACCUAUAUACAGAAAGAAAUUGAAAAAUACGACGACGAAUUCAUCAAGCAAUGCCACAGCUGUAACCAAGACGGAUUAGAUUUCACCAAUUUACAAACAACUAUUCAUAAACUGCAAGCUGAUAUUUAUCAAGCUAACGAGAAACAGGAGCCAAAAACCAUCGUAACAACGAAGCUAUCGCAGUGUUUCGGUUUACACAAGGAAAUCACUCUGUGUCAAACAGAAUUAGAUAAAAUGAAGAACGAACUAUCUACCAUUCGUCAUUUACCAUCGAAUCUUCCCGAAGCUGAAAAGAAACUCAACGAUUUAAAGAAGAAAUUCCGCGAAGUGUCCAACGAGUUCUCCAAGAAAGUGUCUCAAUAAGAUACGCAAUCACCAUUUGGUAUUACGACUUGAGGCAGAAAAUCGAAUCAGUAAAAUUUCGACAAAAGCAAACACCGCAAAGUAAAUAGAAUCGAACGUACCUCCUAUUAUGUAAUCUAUGGAAAUUCAGCUAAUUUUUGUAACUAAAAAUUGGAAAGUACCGUACAUAUUUGUAAUCGAUUGCAAUAUUUUCAUUAGAUUAUUACAUAAUUUUCUUUCAGGAACUGAAGAAACGAACGAAAAUCAAAAGAAAAAAACUACUGACGGAUCGUAGUAUCAUAUUGGUUAAUUUUUCAUUUUUUCAUUAAUCAUCUAGUCGUUUUUAUUGUUGUUGAUGUUGUCGUUGUUGUUUAAUAUAGGUACCAAACAAUGAAAUUUUACCAGUGUA
Messenger RNA from Planococcus citri (citrus mealybug), 1238 nucleotides. RefSeq lists its product as uncharacterized. Lineage: Eukaryota; Metazoa; Arthropoda; Insecta; Hemiptera; Pseudococcidae. The coding region runs from base 143 to 850 and encodes 235 amino acids. The transcript is spliced from 7 exons. The record is from RefSeq and is a predicted model, not a curated record.